Molecule: messenger RNA, 660 nt
Organism: Necator americanus (New World hookworm)
Lineage: Eukaryota; Metazoa; Nematoda; Chromadorea; Rhabditida; Ancylostomatidae
Exons: 5
Coding region: 1-660 (219 amino acids)
Biological process (GO): sphingolipid biosynthetic process; fatty acid elongation; very long-chain fatty acid biosynthetic process
Cellular component (GO): endoplasmic reticulum membrane
Molecular function (GO): 3-hydroxyacyl-CoA dehydratase activity
Source: RefSeq, a predicted model, not a curated record
AUGGCCAAACCACAAAAGCGUUCGCUAUUUCUUAGUUCCUACAUUUUUCUGUACAAUGUUGUACUAUUUCUCAUACAUUUUGUAAUUUUCGUUAAGCUGUUGGACUCAUUUCUAUCAGGAAGAUUUGUCUAUACGGAACAUUUCCCGCUAUUUUGUAUUGGUACCGCCGCGCAGUUACUGGAUAUUUUUCAUGGAAUCUUAGGGAUCACAUCAACGGGUAUUCUGGCAGGAACAAUCCAGGUUUUGGGACGCUUGUCAAUGCUCUACAUUGUGGAAGGCAAUCCUACAAUCCAUAAUCAAAUCACAACUCCUAUCCUGCUCUUUGCUUGGGUACUGAUAGAACUUUUCAGGUAUCCAUUCUACGCCUUUCGUGCAUGGGAUAUCGAUAUCUAUAUUCUUGCUUGGUUACGUUACUCAGCAUGGAUUCCACUUUACCCAAUAGGACUUACAAUGGAAUGGCUCAGUCUAGUCACCUCGUUGAAGUUCUACUAUGAAACCGGUAAAUAUGCGCUCCGUAUCCCGAACACGAAUGUGGAACUCAACUUCGCCGUUCUUCUUGGCCUCUUCGCAUUUGUUGCAAUGCCAUUUGUGAGCAAGAAACUGCUAGGACAUAUGAACAAGCAGAGAAGGAUGAAGCUCAACCCUUCAAAGAGAGAUUAG